Molecule: messenger RNA, 393 nt
Organism: Paracoccidioides brasiliensis Pb18
Exons: 2
Coding region: 1-393 (130 amino acids)
Molecular function (GO): oxidoreductase activity, acting on NAD(P)H
Source: RefSeq, a predicted model, not a curated record
AUGACGAGCCAACAAACUCAAAAGGCUCUCGUCGAUGGGCCAAAUGGCGAACCCCUUGUUAUAACCGAUUACCCCAUACCACCCUUGCUGGCAGACUAUGUCCUUGCUAAAACCGCCUAUGUCUCCCUCAAUCCACUGCACCAGGCUCACUGGCUGGCUGCUACUUCUCAGGGACGGUCGAAGAGAGAUCGGGGCGAGAAAAUCAUGGGUUUCAAUCAUGGGAUUAACAGAGUGCGCCCGACCACAGGGUCGUUUUCGGAACAUGUAAUUACCAAGGGGGAUCUGCCGUUUCGAGUGCCUGAGUCGUUGCCCAUGGAUCAGGCUGCGACGAUGCCGGUGGGUUUGUAUACCGUCGGUCAGGGGCUGUAUCAGGGGAUCCUGCGAUUGGCGUAG